Stylophora pistillata is the source of this 1879-nucleotide messenger RNA. RefSeq lists its product as uncharacterized. NCBI's taxonomy places the organism in Eukaryota, Metazoa, Cnidaria, Anthozoa, Scleractinia, Pocilloporidae. The record is from RefSeq and is a predicted model, not a curated record.
UUAACAGUCUCUCACUUCCCAGAUUCGAUGUUUCAUUUUAUUUCUGUGAUAGGCGCAACUGUAGGCCCUUAGACCCUGUAAUAGAUAACACGGAAUUUUAGCACAAACUGAACUGAUUCAUUCGGGUGCAUGGCGUCGUUUACAUUGGAAGGCUUAUUUGCCUACUUGACUGAAACCUUCACUGCCGGUGUGAUUCAGUCGUAUCAGGGACAAGGAUUUCUCGAAGACGCUCCGCUGAUACAAGGAAUAGAUCCUUUGGAGGAUUUCAAAAAUUUUGAUAAUGCUGAUAAUGAUACAAUUUUUCAGGAGUACGCUUCACCGCCAGGAGACGACAGCAAGAUGGGUUGGAAGAGAUCUCGGCCGCGAAGAUGGUGGAUGUCGCUUUGGAAGGCCGUGAAGUGUGUGUUCUUUAUUCAAAUUGUCGGAGGUUUAGCUCUCGGUUUGCUGGCUCUAUUGAUUUUAGUUUUGGAUUUUAAUUCCGUUGAUCUUUGCUACGAUAGACAGUUACAUGGUCACUGGAACUCGCUACCUAAUAAGAUUCAAGCCAUUAUCGUGUCAGCUGAGACAGUGGAAGCAUAUGCAAGCCAGAUGUCGCCAUUUCUUCUGAUAAUCACAAUGUUUGGCUGGCCAUUGGUGAAGAGACUUAAUCUAUUAAUUCUUAAUCUACUGGGAGCAUUCUUCGACACCUGUUACAGGGUGUGCCUCGCAGUUUUUGGAAUCUACAGGAAGUCUUGGAUGUCUUUUCCUUUAAAUGCUUUAUUUUUUAUCAUGGUUCUGAUGAACUCUGUCCUAGUGGGAAGAGAAAUUGCUAAAAACACGGUCGGGGAACGAAGUAGAAAAGUAAGAAAAGUGCUCAGGGUUUCCUCUAUACUCUCAGCGCAGUUAGCUUUUGGGAUUCCUAUCGCUUUCGUUCUUGUUGACGUGUUGAUUCCGUUAUACGGUCGGCAGGAUGAGACGUACAGAGCAGUCAUAGCCGGCGCACUUCCUUUGUUUACCGCUGUACCGAAGGUCAUCUUGCGAUUGGCGGCGCAAAGGAUUGAUUUUCUCCAUCCGGGUGACUCUCAUGUCCUACUGGGUGUUCUGUACAUGACAUUUGCGAUCGUUUUCCGAGUCAUACAAGCAGAACUGACGAGUCUUCGACUGUUCAUUGCCCUGAGCUUUGUUCACGGUGCAGUGGACUUAUUGGAAAGAUUAACCAUUGUUGUCCGGGAUUAUCUGUGGUAUUUUAUAUACAAAAAGUGUAAAGGUGACGCGAAUGCUGAAGAAGCGUUAGGAGCUGACAACUUUCGCACGCCCAGAGGCAUGCGCUUUAUUGCAGACAUGAGCAUUCAGAUGAUCCUCGGAGAAUCGACUGCGUUGAUAACAGCGGUCGGCUUCAUCCAGCUUUAUAGCUUUAUGUACAGCAACAAUAGUCUGGCCUUCUCUGACAUGGGUUUGGUUGAGGAUUUCUUCAUCCGCGUGUCCAUUGCGCUCACAAUAGAUUUCUUUUUCAAUUCGUUUUCGUUUUGGUUACAAAUGUCAUAUUUAAAUGUUGCUGUAGCGCGAGUGUGGAAGAAGAAAUGGCGCAAGCAUAUGCUCGUGGGUUUGAUUUUGACUUCCGUGACACUCUGUUACUUCACAAGUCAUUUGUUCUCUGUUGUGAGGGACAAGCAUUCUUCUGCUGCCAAAAUGCGUCAUUUUAAUUGCACUGGGCCAUUUUCAAAAUUUUAGCUCGAGAAAAACUUGGCCAGAAUCAUAAGGAUACUUACGAGGGGUGUUGAGUAAAACUGGUGUUUUCACUUCCAAUCGCUGAGAAAAUUCACUUCCUAUCAACUGAGAAAAUAUUUCGGUUUAAUAUAUAUGCGUUAUUUACCAAGCGUGAGGUCAAGAUGGCUGGAUA